UCACCCGUUACAUAAAGCUUGGGGCGUUGGCAGCGUUCUUGACGUUGCUUGUGCUACCGCAAGUGUCACGCCACCUUUCAGUAGGAACCCAGAAGAACGUACAGCUGACACGAUGGCGACUGCGACAGAGACAGCGCGCCAGCCGACGGAUGUGGAGAAGGUGGUUUCGACGACCGACAAUGAGUCGGUGUCGCGCGGUGUGGUGCAGAAGCUGGACGAGAAGAUUCUGAAGCACUCGCACGAUGCGGACGCUGCUAUGAAGGCCUUCGAGGGCAUGGAUGGGCAGGUGCUUGAGUUGACGCCUGAGAAAAAUAAGGCGUUGUUGAGGAAGAUCGAUUGGCACUUGAUGCCGAUCAUGUGCCUUGUGUAUGGACUAAACUACUUGGAUAAGACUACCUUGAGCUACGCGAGUAUCAUGGGGCUUCGCCUGCCGCCGUCCAGCAACAAGCUUGCUUCAGGCAUCAAUUUGACGGGCGAUCAGUAUCAAUGGCUGGGCUCGUUAUUCUACUUUGGAUAUAUUGCGUGGGAAUAUCCUACCACCCGGUUGCUGCAGGCGCUGCCGCUUGGAAAGUACUCGGCGUUCAACAUCAUCAUGUGGGGCAUCGUAUUGUCAUGCUUUGCAGCGGUGGAAAACUACGCCGGAGCGAUCGCAAUUCGUUUCUUCCUCGGCGUCUUCGAAUCCGCCGUCACGCCCGGAUUCGCCCUCUUCACAUCGCAGUGGUACACGAAGAAAGAGCAAGGCUCGCGCACAGCCAUCUGGUUCAGCUUCAACGGUUUCGCGCAGAUCUUCGGUGGCUGCCUCGCAUAUGGCAUUGCGGUCGGUUGCCGGAAGACAGGCACGAUCAUCGAGCCGUGGAAGAUUGUCUUCCUCGUCACUGGACUCCUGACCGUCUGCAUGGGCCUGCUGUUUUUGUGGAUCAUGCCUGACAACCAGCUGAAUUGCCGAUGGUUGAGCAAAGAAGACCAGAUUUUGGCCAUCGAGCGUGUGCGGGUGAAUCAGCAGGGAAUUGGAAACAAGCACUACAAGUUUUACCAACUCAAGGAAGCAAUGACGGAUCCUCUCAGCUGGGCUUUCUUCUUCUACGCGCUCAUCGCCGACAUCCCCAAUGGUGGCAUCUCCAACUUCUUCUCCCAGCUUAUUGUCGGCUUCGGCUACACGCCUGAACAGUCUCUCCUCUACGGUACGCCCGGUGGAGCUGUCGAAGUCGUCUUUCUCAUCGCUUGCGGCUGGGCUGGAGACCGCUACGGCUACCGUGUUCUCAUCUCGAUGAUCGGUCUCUGCACUGCGAUAAUUGGCAUGGUCUUGAUUGUUGCACUACCACUGAGCAGCAACUCAGGCCGCCUUGCCGGCUACUACUUGACCCAGGCCAGUCCAACACCGUUCGUCGCGCUGCUGAGUCUGCUAGCGAGCAACGUCGCAGGAUACACCAAGAAGACGACCGUGGCUGCCAUGUAUCUCAUCGGGUACUGCGUAGGUAACAUCAUUGGCCCUCAGACAUUCCGUCCCGGCGACGCCCCCCGCUACGUGCCUGCCGAGGUGACCAUCAUCGUCUGCUGGGGCGUGUGUCUGGGCAUCCUCGCCUUCAUCCACAUCUACUGCGCGCGCCAGAACCGCAAGAAAGCCGCCAUCCGCGCCGCGCCGGGCUACGUGCGCCUGGAGAACCAGGAGUGGCUGGACCUGACGGACCGCGAGAACCCGGAGUUCAUCUACACCCUGUAGCGAACCAGCCCCCCGACGCUACCCA
Boeremia exigua is the source of this 1745-nucleotide messenger RNA. RefSeq names its product major facilitator superfamily domain-containing protein. Gene Ontology annotation, cellular component: plasma membrane. The transcript has 5 exons. The record is from RefSeq and is a predicted model, not a curated record. Gene Ontology annotation, molecular function: dipeptide transmembrane transporter activity; allantoate transmembrane transporter activity. Gene Ontology annotation, biological process: transmembrane transport; dipeptide transport; tripeptide transport. Bases 113 to 1720 code for a protein of 535 amino acids. NCBI's taxonomy places the organism in Eukaryota, Fungi, Ascomycota, Dothideomycetes, Pleosporales, Didymellaceae.